Molecule: messenger RNA, 411 nt
Organism: Plasmopara halstedii
Lineage: Eukaryota; Oomycota; Peronosporomycetes; Peronosporales; Peronosporaceae
Product: Friend of PRMT1 duplication
Exons: 2
Coding region: 1-411 (136 amino acids)
Source: RefSeq, a predicted model, not a curated record
AUGGUACGUGGACGUCGUGGACGCAACGGCGGCAAUGGUGGGGGAAACCGUGCUACCCCUUACGAAGGAGGUCGUGGAAAUCGCAGUCGUCGACGUGCAGGAAAUGCGGAGCCUAAAGGACGUGGGAAGGGCGGUCGUGGACGUGGCGGUCGUCGAGGUGACAAGCCAAAAUCUAAAACAGCCGAGGAAUUAGACGCUGAGAUGGACAGUUACUGGGGAAAGUCAGAAGAGCACGCUUCUAAGAGGCUGGACAAUGACAUGGAUGACUACUGGAAGACGAAGAACGAGUCUGAAGCUAAAGAUGAGAACGAAAAGAAGCUGAGCGCUGGUGAUAGUGACAAAAAAGAAGAGAAAACAAUUGAUGUUAAUCUAGAGCCUGAUUUUUCGGAGGAGUCUGCCAAACAGGAGUAA